CUCCUUUUCAUUAAGCCUACCAUCAAGAGAGCAUCAAGAGAGCAGCCUCAGCUUCAUCCAGGUUCUUUUUCCUCCAGAUGUUGAUGUUGAUGUGUGCGUAGUUGUGUGUUCUUUUGCACUGUUCUUGUGCACUGUUCAAAGCUUCUUUCUCAACGAGAGGAAAACAAAAAGGGCUGAGGGAUGUGCUCAGGGAUGCGAGAGCGGUCAUGGCUCUAAUGUCAGGAGAAGCACCAAAUAACGACUGGGGAGUGCCAUGCCAUCCAGAUUUUCCUGCGUGCUUUGAGUGGCCAACAGGAAGCGACAAGGUAGAAGUGGACGGCGAAGCGACUUAGGAAUACAUAGGAUGAGAAGGCAGCAGCUGUUGUAAGUAUUACUAAUCAUUCAAUUGUUAAACAUUCAAACAAUCUUCACAUACAUUCAUCAUGGAGUAACAACUUCAACUACAAGGAUAAGACUUAAAUUAGAAGUUGGUCGUGUGCGUGAGCGAAGCGUCUGCUGUUCACACCCCUCUGCCUCAACCUCCUCAACAAGCACAAAGAUCAGGGCUUUAGUAGGGGUUAGAAGCACUUUGAAUACAUACAUUAGAAGUUGGUUUUGGUUAUGGUUAUGAGUUUGUCAAGAGAAAUUUAUUUCUCCUUGUCGCCCUGACCUUUGAUACGGUCUUUUCUUCUCGUCCUCCUUCUCACCUUCCUUCUACUUGUUAAUCUCCUUCUUCAUGGUGGAAGCAAGUCUCUGGAAUGCAUGUGGCCGGAUCCCGAGUGGCGAAGUGUUAUGAGGAUCAAUAGACUUCCACUUACUUGUUACUUCUGCAUGAAGAUUAAACGUGACGAGGGUGAUGAUGAAUACUUAGUAUGGUGAACAAGAUGAAGAUGAUUGAUGACAACUGGCUUCUUAGUUCGUACAAGUCCUCGAGUUGUAUUAAGGACUACAACACGGAGUGAACCAGCACGCAUGAGAUGAAUACUAGCAAAGGACCCCUAAGAAAGUCGCCCCACUACUACGAGAGGACUGCUCUUGCUCUUUGAAUAACAGAAGCAGCACACUCACUCCUUGGCUUUUAGUUUUCUUUUUCCUCAGAAAAAGUAGGCCGGUUGCAAGCACAAACAGUGAAUGAAAAGUAGACAUAGAUCAUCCAUAUUCUCUUUCUCUAAUUUGUAUUCUACAACAUGUAUAGAUCAUGAAGUAGGGAGAACUACAUGAACUAAGAGGGAAAUCAAUGAAAAUGAAGAUCGGUUGUCUAAUCAAAAUCAAAGCAACAUUCUAGUAAGUACAUGAUAUAAACAAUACUACACACAGCUACCCCUUCUUCAUAUUGCUGACGAAUACAGAAAAAGCCUAUUUUAACCAGUACUGGAAGAACAAGAGGAACAACUAUUAAGGCCUGUCGUGAAUUACGAGAGGAACAACUAUUAUAAGGGCUGAUGGACGACACGCGGCGCCUAGAAUAGACGGAUCCUAGUAAGCAUGGCCAUUAGAUUUUAUAAUCUAAUCGCUGUCUUAUAUCUUCAUGCUUUUUAUUUUUUGCAUUUUCUAGUUACUAGUUAGGUUGGCUCCACCACUAUUUCUAUUAUGAUCUCGCGUCCGUAGGUUCUACAAUCCGAAAAUCUAGUGGACACCCCAAAGGGCCUACUAUUCUAAAUGCUCUUUCUUCCAUCCACAAUAGUGAGAUCCCUUGACCUCGGUAAGCUUCUUGAACCCGUGCUCCCCCUCCCCGUAGUUUCCCCCCGUAACUAGAACAAGAAAACGCUACUUCCAAGUCUUAUUCAUUGUUUCGCUUACUCGGUUAUUUUAGUUUUUCGAGUACUACAACACGUUCUACAAUCCGAUGGCGAUCGGCUCUUUCUUUUCUAAGGUUACUACUACAACACGUACUACAAUCCGGUAACGAAUCCGUACGCUCCAAAAAAACAAAAAUUUGUAAACCCCGGUGGCCUCACAAACGCUUGCAACG
Molecule: messenger RNA, 1951 nt
Organism: Amoebophrya sp. A25
Lineage: Eukaryota; Dinophyceae; Syndiniales; Amoebophryaceae
Source: the annotation of a GenBank genome assembly